AUGCCCGCCCCUACAAACGGUCGCUCCAAGGGAGCUAAGAAUUCCACCUCCUUGACAGUGGUGCUGAAGCUGUCUGCCAGCGCCCUCCAACGGUUCGAGAAGAACCAAAAUACCCCCGACAUCAAGGGCCAAGAGCAGCCCUCGCCGACUUCAUCUACCGAGAUCCCCGCUGUCCGACCCUCAUCCGCCGACAAUGGCUCCGACGAUGCGAACUCGACACCCGUCACGGGGGCAACUCCAGGCGACACUCCACGCCGGAAGGGAGUUCCGGGUCCUAAGCCCGGCAACAAGAGAACAAACGGUCAAACCGAACCCGGUGCCAGGUCACGGGGACGCCCAGGCCCAAAGAAGAAGCCCAAGCUUGAGGAAGGAGGAGACACCGCGAAGCUCCCUGCUGCCCAGCGCCUCGGACCAAAAGCCAACACGGGAGCCAUCAAUGCCGGCCUGCGCGCCCUCGACCGUACCGGAGCUGCAUGCCGCAGGUGGGAGCGCAAGCCCCUGCAGCUGAGAAGCUUCACAGGUAUCUUGUGGCAGCUACCUUCAUGGCGCACGCCGGGUUCGGGCAAGUCCGACACCUUGAUUGACACCAAGGUAGCUGCCCUUGAGAGUGGUGACAGCGAUACCAAGCCCACGCUCACAGCCCCGGGCACCGACACACUCAACGGGAGCAGUGCCGUACCCAGCGAGAAGAGCAAUUCCGGAGACGGCGACGUCACCCCGGCUUCUCAUAUGGUUGAGCCUUCGUCGCCGGCUAUUGCGAUGGCGGUGUGA
Molecule: messenger RNA, 771 nt
Organism: Penicillium arizonense
Lineage: Eukaryota; Fungi; Ascomycota; Eurotiomycetes; Eurotiales; Aspergillaceae
Exons: 2
Coding region: 1-771 (256 amino acids)
Biological process (GO): chromatin remodeling
Cellular component (GO): Ino80 complex
Source: RefSeq, a predicted model, not a curated record